GAAAUGACCAAGAAGAGUUCAAUUCAAAGUUAAUUUGAUGUAAGAGAUAAAAGACACACCUGUUGAGAAGAUGAAGAUGAGUCGUGUGUGUUUGGUCCUGAGCUUCAUCCUGAUCAUGUUGCUUUACUCAAAAGCUAUGCCUCAUUCUCUUGAUUAUAUCGCACGUCCCGAGCCCUGCUGUUUUGAGUUUUUUGCUGGUAAAAUUCCUUCCGGAAACAUCCUGGAGGUUAAAAGAACACACCCGCACUGUUCGACACAAGGCUUCGUUGUUACUACUCCUAAGCAUGAAAAACUGUGUGUUCAUAACCUUAUCGUCGAUGGAACAGCUACAUCUUAAUACUGCAAGACACACACAC
This is a messenger RNA of Clarias gariepinus (North African catfish), 356 nucleotides long. Its product is annotated as C-C motif chemokine 5-like. Gene Ontology annotation, molecular function: chemokine activity. Bases 71 to 337 code for a protein of 88 amino acids. Lineage: Eukaryota; Metazoa; Chordata; Actinopteri; Siluriformes; Clariidae. Gene Ontology annotation, biological process: immune response. The transcript has 3 exons. Gene Ontology annotation, cellular component: extracellular region. The record is from RefSeq and is a predicted model, not a curated record.